AGAUUAUAAUUGACGAUUUUGUAUCGAUUGAUUAUAUAACUGACAUAACCGCUCACCACUACCCUUUUAAUUCUUCACCCCAUCUUCAUAUUCACACACGCAUGUCUAUAUAUACAGAAAUAGCCACUUUGUAGGAAUGCGAAUUUGCAGAAAUCUAGAGCUCUCAUUUUGGGAGAAUUUCGUUUGACUCAUAAAGAAGGGAGCUUUAUUGCUUUUCAAGAUUCUUUUUUUCAAUGAUUUGAUUUGAUUUGAUUUGGGUUUAGAUUUUAGCACGUUUGAAGGGGGGAAAUGGCCCCGCAAAUAGGGAAAAUGGUGGUUGCCGUUUUCAUUCUUCUUUUCUUGGAAUUAAUUCAAAUUCAUUGCAAAAUUCCCACAACCCUCGAUGGGCCCUUUGAUCCUGUCACUGUUUCAUUGGAUGAGAAUUUCAGGGGGAAUGCUAUUGAUUUGCCUGAUUCUGACCCCAGAGUGCAAAGGGAUGUCUCAGGUUUCGAACCUGAACAAAUUUCGGUCUCUCUCUCUUCCACUCACGAUUCUGUCUGGAUUUCUUGGAUUACAGGGGAAUUUCAGAUUGGUGACAACAUCAAACCGUUGAAUCCGAAGAGUAUUGCCAGUGUGGUUUACUAUGGGAAGCUAAGAUUUCCUAUGCAUCGCAUAGCUACCGGAGAAUCUGAAGUCUACAGCCAGCUUUAUCCCUUCAAAGGACUCAAGAACUACACUUCCGGAGUCAUUCAUCAUGUCCGUCUCACAGGUUUGGAUCCUGAUUCUCAAUACCACUACAAGUGUGGUGAUCCUUCAAUACAGGCCAUGAGCCGUAUCCUACAUUUUAGGACAAUGCCAGUUUCCAGUAAACAUAGCUAUCCUGGUAGAGUAGCUGUGGUUGGAGACCUUGGUCUCACAUACAACUCCACUUCCACGAUUGAUCAUGUAACGAGAAACAGUCCUGAUCUAAUUCUGAUGGUUGGAGAUCUGUGCUAUGCUAACUUGUAUCUUACCAAUGGCACUGGUUCUGAUUGCUAUUCAUGCUCGUUUCCAAAUACUCCUAUACAUGAGACUUAUCAGCCCCGGUGGGAUUAUUGGGGAAGAUUUAUGCAGCCACUGAUAUCUAGAAUUCCAAUAAUGAUGGUGCAAGGGAACCAUGAAAUAGAAGAACAAAUCCACGGCCAGACUUUUACUUCCUUCACUUCUCGAUUUGCUUUCCCACAUAAAGAAAGUGGCUCUUCUUCCCCAUUCUAUUAUUCGUUCAACGCAGGAGGCAUACAUUUUGUCGUUCUAGGUGGAUAUGCUGCCUACGGCAAGACAGAUGAUCAAUACAAAUGGUUGCAAAGGGAUCUAGCUCAUGUGAACCGAGAUGUUACUCCGUGGUUAGUCGCUACAUGGCAUCCUCCCUGGUACACCACUUACACGGCACACUACCGGGAAGUUGAAUGCAUGAGGGUAUCCAUGGAAGAGUUACUGUACAAGUAUGGUGUCGACAUAGUCUUCAACGGCCACGUACAUGCAUAUGAGAGGUCAAACAGAGUGUACAACUACACUCUUGAUCCAUGUGGUCCUGUCCACCUCUCAGUUGGCGAUGGGGGAAAUAGAGAGAAAAUGGCAACGAUACAUGCUGACGAGCAUGGCAACUGCCCAGAGCCCUCCACCACGCCCGAUGACUUCAUGGGGGGAUUCUGUGCACAAAAUUUUACAUCUGGACCAGCUGCUGGGAAGUUCUGUUGGGACCGACAACCUGAGUAUAGUGCUUACAGAGAAGCCAGCUUCGGCCAUGGAAUUCUCGAGGUGAAGAAUGAGACACAUGCUCUGUGGUCGUGGCAUCGCAAUAAAGACAUGUACAACGAAACUGGUGAUCAGAUUUACAUUGUAAGGCAACCUGAGAGAUGUCCAGUUGAACCCCAGGUAAUCAAACUCUGGGGAACUGAACAUUUGAACAGUGCAUCUUUUUUUGAUUCUAUUAAUUGAAUAUUUAAAAGUUUCUGGAUCUUGAAGGGUAUGAAUUCUUAUAGUAUCCUUUUAAGGUUUCAACUGGAAACAGCUGUAAGCCCACUGCAAAAAUGAAAAUUUGAAGAAAAAACAUUGUUAGCUUGUUAGUAGCUUUUAAAAAAUAUUGUUAGCUUGUUAGCUUCUAAGGUUUUAGAAUUUUGUACAUUACUACAACUUGUGUAAGAUUGUCAACAGAUGUUCAAUGAAGGAAAAUUUACUUGAA
Salvia hispanica is the source of this 2200-nucleotide messenger RNA. It is a transcript of the gene PAP15, whose product is annotated as purple acid phosphatase 15. Gene Ontology annotation, molecular function: acid phosphatase activity; metal ion binding. NCBI's taxonomy places the organism in Eukaryota, Viridiplantae, Streptophyta, Magnoliopsida, Lamiales, Lamiaceae. The record is from RefSeq and is a predicted model, not a curated record.